Anthonomus grandis grandis is the source of this 5066-nucleotide messenger RNA. It is a transcript of the gene elgi, whose product is annotated as E3 ubiquitin-protein ligase NRDP1. Gene Ontology annotation, cellular component: plasma membrane signaling receptor complex. The record is from RefSeq and is a predicted model, not a curated record. Gene Ontology annotation, biological process: regulation of canonical NF-kappaB signal transduction; tumor necrosis factor-mediated signaling pathway; protein K63-linked ubiquitination. The transcript is spliced from 7 exons. Bases 160 to 1119 code for a protein of 319 amino acids. NCBI's taxonomy places the organism in Eukaryota, Metazoa, Arthropoda, Insecta, Coleoptera, Curculionidae. Gene Ontology annotation, molecular function: ubiquitin protein ligase activity.
GGUGUCACGCACAAAAACCAAAACAAAAAAAUCCCGAACAUCUGCUGUCAAAGCAGUUGGUCUCAGUGUGAGAGGCGGUCUUAUUGAAUAUUCUAAUUUGUUUAUAAAUUUAAAGAUAUUUAAGUGCAAAGUUGGUAUGGAAUUAAGGGUUUAAGCACGAUGGGUUUCGAAGUUACGAGAUUUCAGGGCCCCGUGGACGAGGAGCUCGUCUGUCCGAUUUGCACCGGAGUUUUGGAGGACCCCUUACAAGCUCCAGAAUGUGAACAUGUAUUUUGCAAAUCAUGUAUAACCCAAUGGAUCUCCCGACAGCCCACUUGUCCUGUGGACAGGCAGAGUUUAACUUCUGCACAGUUGACCCAAGUGCCUAGGAUUCUUAGAAAUUUACUGGCAAGACUAGUUAUAAGUUGCGAUAACGCACAGUACGGAUGCCCUAGGGUGCUAAACUUAGACACGUUAUCCACACAUUUAGAAGAAUGUGAGCAUAACCCAAAAAGGCCGAUCCUUUGUGAACAGGGCUGUGCUUUGGUCGUACCCAAAGAUGAACUAAAAGAACACAACUGUAUCAAAGAGUUAAGAUCUUUGAUCAACAAACAGCAACAGAAAAUGAACGAGUAUCAGCACGAAUUUAACGAACUGAGAUUCUUUAUUAUUGAACAAAGGAGAGAAAUGCAGUUAUUAAAAGACUUUAUGAGAGCUCUGAAAACGUCGAAUCCUUCUAUGAGAGCGAUUGCAGACGCGAUGGACAGAGAGCAACAAGAUAGAGAAGUGGUACGGUGGAGCAGUUCCUUACAAAGAGCUAGAGUUACUAGGUGGGGAGGCAUGAUUUCAACACCUGAUGAUUCUUUACAGAGGAUGAUUAAAAGGACACUGACAGAAAUGGGUUGUCCGUCACAUAUAUUAGAUGAUCUUAUGGAAAAUUGCCACGAAUGUCGAUGGCCCCCCGGUUUAUGUUCCCUAGAAACCCGUCAAAAUAAUAGAAGACAGUAUGAGAGUUAUGUGUGUAAAAGGGUGCCAGGCAAGCAGGCUGUCCUGGUCCUUUAUUGCGAUAACCAACACAUGGGUGAAGAGAUGAUGUUAGAGCCGGGUCUUGUGAUGAUUUUUGCCCACGGGGUGGAGUAAAAUGUUGUCAAUCUUCUUCAUUGGUUUAAAUGUAAAACAUUCCACAUUUUCUCUUGUAUUACAUUACUGCCGCCCUAACAUGAAAGGUCUUAUCUGCAAAAUGUAGUUUUUUGGGAAAUCAGUUUUUUGUUUGUUUUCAUUAUAUAUGAAGAGGUAUUUUAGCAAACUCUUCAUGGUUUAUUUUAUAUAUUAAGUCGGAAACAGGAUCUAAUUGGUAAAAAUAAUAAUUGAGAUACCUCUUACCAAUUAGUAGAUUUUUGAUUAUAUUGUCACUUAGGACAAUAUAGCCUAGUAUAUGAAAUAGAUGUUGUUAAUAUUUUACUUACGAAAACUGUCCUAAAUGAAACUAAUAUUCUAAUUUACUAAACGGCUUUAUUUAUUAUACCAAAUUUUAUAAACUUAUUACGUGUAAUAGGUAUAUAACGAAAUGAACAUACUAAAAAAAUAGAAAUAUUAAUCUAUUUCUUCCUCAAAACCGUCUUCGCUAACCGGCAGAUCUUCCCAAAAUUUCAUACGAUUUUGAGGAAUGUGCGCUUUUAAUUUGGAUGUAAGAUUAUUUUUUCGAGCUAAAGCCACACCGCGACAUACAUUACGAGAUUGCGGUUGCGUUAGCGUGCCCUUAACAUACUUCAUUAUGAAAAUGUCUUUCAAGUCUGUAAAAUCGUUGUCAAAUUCUGUUUUGUAAGAAAAAAGUAAUUUCCUCUUUUAAAAAGAAGACAAAUCAUAUCUUUUAAGUAAACGCGAGAAAUAAGCUUUUGUAACUUAUAUUUGGAGGUAUAGUCGGUAAAGUUAAAAAAUUGUGCAAGUUGCAUUUUUAUUACAUUAACUUUUGACGAAUUGGCUUGUUUUACCACUUUACAAAAAUCGUCAAAAUCGUAUACAUUUUUUUUUCCUUUUGAGGGCAAGCUCAACUUGGUGAUGGAACGAAUCGGCUGCCAUAAAAGUAUGGCCUGGCUCAAAAAACUUAAUAGUUAUGUUUUCUACGGCAACUUCUAAACUGUUAACCAAAUACAUAAAGAAACUAAAAAGGGACCAAUUUUUAUUUUGGCUCGAACAAUUAUCAAGCCAAAUUGUUAUAUGUUUAAUGUCCCUAUUUGCCUGAAAAAACGCAUAGAAAGUAGAAAUGAUAUCAUCUUUGGAUCUGCCAGCGAUUCCCUCAUGCCACAACACAGCAUUGCAUGAUACUAUACGUGGCGUGAAAAUAAUUUCUUUGAAUGUUUCCAAUCGGGGAAGCAUGAUCACCUGAAAAUUAACAAAACUGUAUUUAAGUAAUUAUAUGCAAAUUCUUAAAUAAACAUUUUACCUUUUGCAAAUCAGCAGCUACAUAAAUUUCAUCAUCUUGUUUUAUUUUCUCUGCAUCUUCCUGAUAAUUUUUUCUCGCGUUAGUGGCCUUUACUUUAUGAAUUUCCUAUUUUUUGCACACAUCACAGUUGGCAACGUUUUCCGCAUCAGCUUCAUGAGAUGUGGCUUUUUUGUGUAUAUUAAAUUCUUCGCAGUCCCAGUAUUCUUCAUUUCCUAAGUUCGCGAAGGAUAUAUUUAGGUCAUUAGUAACAAUUUUUCGGUAUAAUUCGUAAGAAAAUUCGGUAUUUGGAUAUUUCUGUCAAAAAUCCUUGUACAUCAAGGUUAUAUUUAUAUCACUAGGAAGGUUUUCUAAGAGGAGCGUGCUCUCUUCUGUAGUGAGAUAUUGUGGGGUUGAAUGAAUUAACAUGCCCAAUAAUUAUGUCCCUGUCUACUUUGUGUGGGUGUGAUCGUUUUCUUUCAUCUUUUUUAGGUACUAUCAAUUUUGAAUCCGUUUUAUGAAUGUUUUUCAACAUUCUGUCAUUAUCUUUCUCAUAGCCCAAUGUCGCUAACAAAAAUAUCUUGCAAACACACACCUUUUCGGCUUUCUCUGAUAUUAAAUUAUAUUUAUAGGAAUAAACUCUUGGUGAAGUUUGCUUUUUAGUUGUACUUCGUUUUUUUUACUUGGUUCUACGCAGCUCAAAACAAACCGCUUUUGUUGUUCUUUUGGCAAUACCCAGUAUUGUUUAUUAAUGUCUUUUUGCCUACUAUACGAGAUUUUUCUGGAGCAAUUGAGUUUGCAUGAUCACAUGAUCUUUUAACUUCAUGAGCUCUUACGUAACUCUCUAUUUUUUGUUUCUUCCUUUCAAUGGGUGGUUCUUCAAUGUUUUUUUUCUUAUUUCUCCAGUUUUUGUAUAACGUUUACACUCAGCUUUAUCAAUGGCUUUAUUUAUAAUAUCUUAUAAAAUAUUGUCCCGAAUGAAAUCCUGAACAGAGUUAAGUUCGUUCUCUUCUGGUUCUAUAUUUGAUAGAUUCUCUUUACGUUCUUCUACUUCGAUAUUCGAAUAACCUGAUAGCAAAACAUUGGACAAUAUGCGUAUUUUUUUACUUGGGGGGCUGUAUUCGCAAUCACUGUCGUCGUAAUCAUUGGACAGUCCUGGCACAUAAUCCGGAUCUUUAUCAUCUUUUUUGGCUUCAUUCUGUUUAGAUUUUCUGACAACAUUUAAUUUUUCUUUGAGUUGGUUAUUUAAAGCAAGAAAUAGCAUACGUUUAGAUCUACUAUUGCUGUUCUGGAUACCAGAUGCACUACUGCUACUACAAACCAGAAUUAAAAUCAAUUAUUGCUUAAAUAUAAGGUGACAUUGUUAAACUUACCCUGCAUCCAUUUCUCGCAAUAUUAGUUUUGCUUAAAAAUGCAAAAAAACUCACAAAGUCUGACAAAUAACUGUAUAACAACACACCUUUUAUUAUCAAUAAUUUAAGGUUAUGUUACACCAGGUGCUUCUGUCAUGCUACGCUUAAUUGUCCUUACUGAUAUCGUUUAACACAAAAUGCUAGCUUAAAUAGUCCUAACUGCAUUUUUAAAGUAAAAACGGACAUAUUUUCUUAAAAUGUGAGAUCGGACAAUUUAUCUUAGCAAACCUGGGAAUUUAUUCAUUUAGGACAAAACAUUUAGGCAUUAAAUAAAGCACUUAAAACGCAUAUAGGACAAUUUGACUUUGUACACGUAUAAAUAACUCGUUUACAAAUACUAGGAGCCAAAAAAGUGAAUUUGCCAAAUUUUGCAGAUAUGACCUUUCUUGUUAGCAGGGCAGAUUAGGUUUCAUAUUAAAUUCAUUCAACUCAUGGUCAUAUUUUGUUUUUACUUAAAUGAUUUUUAUCUUACAGUUCUGGGGUUUAAUAAGGAACUGGUGCUAUUAAAAACAUGACCAAAUACUCUCGCUGUCCUUCAUUUAAUUUAAAUUUCACUGUCGUAGGAGAAAUUAUUUUUUUGUACGGUUAUUGCUGUACUUUUCUGAAACCAAAAAUCUACAACAUCUAUGUAUAAAUUUAGGUUAAUUCGAUUUAAAAAAAAAGAACUGAUUUUUAGAAAAAUGUUGCUUUUAAUGUCUAGGAAAGUACUUGUGAAACUUUAUAUAGAGAGUCGUUGUUAUUUAGUGUUUUUUUUUAAAUAUAUUCUUAUAAGUAGUGCUUCUUUCUAAUGUUAUCUAAAUUAUAUAUGAGAGUGAAGCGGACAUUUCGCUUUAUUCAAUAUGCUAAACAAUAUACAGGGGUUUUAAACAGUCUAAAUUCUUUGAUAAACUACAGAGGUUUCUUAUUCUCUGUCAUUAUUAGUCAAACCUCCCAGCGAUCUCAAGGUGUAAUGGUGAUUAAAAAAAAAUUAUGUACAUGUUUUAAAUCUUCUGUAUAUUUGUUGUGCAAUUUCGUUUUAAAGAUCUCGCUUAAUGCCUGGGUCAAAAACAAAAAAAAAAUGGUGAAUGAUCACGUUUACCCUAGUCAAGUAAUCGAAUAUGUUAGGGUCUUUAUUUGUGAUUUUUUUAAUUAUUUAUGUUUGUUAGUUAUUGAUUUGACGCCAUUCUGAUUAUUAUUUUGUUGCUACAUAUCGCCCAAGCAAGUUAUUUUUUUUAAGAAUGGGGUAUUUAUACGUUAAUAUAGAGUAUACAAUGUGA